UCAAGGCUCUUUUCCUCUUCCGCUUCCGGCUCUCUGGUAGUCCUGGUCAAAAUGGUGGCGGCGGCUGUAUCUGCGUCCCGCCUUUCUAGACUGCUGGGUCGGUCUCUCCCACAGGUGGGGCGGCCUAUGUCGAGUGGCGCCCACGGCGAAGAGGGCUCAGCUCGCAUGUGGAGGGCCCUUACUUACUUCGUGGCGCUCCCGGGGGUGGGAGUGAGCAUGCUGAAUGUUUUCCUCAAAUCGCACCACGGAGAGCACGAGAGACCCGAGUUCAUCGCCUAUCCCCAUCUCCGCAUCAGAACCAAGCCCUUCCCCUGGGGAGAUGGUAACCAUACUCUAUUCCAUAAUCCUCAUGUGAAUCCACUUCCAACUGGCUAUGAAGAUGAAUAGAGCAUCUGGACCAUUACUCAGGCACUGGGGACCACAGCACUGGUUUGGACCAUUACUCUGCAUGAAGACCAGAAAAGUAUAUGGGACCUUAAGUUCACCUUACAUUCAUCAAUUGAUGACCAUUAUACUGAUUUUCCAUCCUUUUGAGGCAGGAGAUGGCUUAAAUAAAUAACUUAAACUUAAA
Molecule: messenger RNA, 571 nt
Organism: Marmota monax (woodchuck)
Lineage: Eukaryota; Metazoa; Chordata; Mammalia; Rodentia; Sciuridae
Product: cytochrome c oxidase subunit 6A1, mitochondrial
Exons: 3
Coding region: 52-387 (111 amino acids)
Biological process (GO): mitochondrial electron transport, cytochrome c to oxygen
Cellular component (GO): mitochondrial inner membrane
Molecular function (GO): enzyme regulator activity
Source: RefSeq, a predicted model, not a curated record